GUUUGUUUGGAUCACAUCUGAAGCAAAGGGCGGAUACAGUAUUAAUAUAACACCAUUUGUGUCAACACUUGUCUCAUCACUCAAGAGCUGAAGAUAUGAUUCUUCUGGAGAUCAACAAUCGUGUUGUCGAAGAUGUUCUUCGCCUUAAGAUACAGGAAGUCGAAUCCGGCAAUAAGUUAGAGUCGGUGGACGUGACGGUCGCCGACUUCGAUGGCGUUCUCUUCCAUAUAUCAAACCUGAAUGGAGACAAAGCGAAGAUACGGAUCAGUAUAUCACUCAAGUUCUACAAAGAGCUGCAACUCUACGGCGCCGAUGAUCUCCUUCGCCGAGAAUACGGUUCACUACUUAUGACUCCUCCCGAAGAAGGCUAUAAUGUGUCGCUUCUCUUCGAUCUGAAGAAUUUACCGCAAGAUUACGAACAACUGAUCCAAAAGGCGGGUCUUUUGAAGCGUAAUUGUUUCGCUUCCGUCUUCGAGAAGUACUUCGAGUUCCAGGAAAAGGGAGCCGAAGGCCAGAAACGGGCUGUCAUUCACUACAGGGAUGAGGAGACGAUGUAUGUCGAGGCGAAACCCGAUAGGAUGACAGUUGUCUUCUCGACCAUCUUCAAGGACGAGGACGACAUCAUAAUCGGCAAAGUGUUUAUGCAAGAGUUCAAAGAGGGGCGGAAGGCAUCACAAACCGCACCGCAGGUUCUCUUCUCGCAUAGAGAGCCGCCGAUGGAGUUGCAGAACACUGAGGCCCGAGUGGGCGAUAACAUCGGUUACAUCACUUUCGUGCUGUUCCCGCGACACACCAACAAGAACUCCAGAGACAACACAAUCAAUUUGAUCCACACUUUUCGAGAUUAUCUUCAUUACCACAUCAAGUGCUCCAAAGCCUACAUUCACUCCAGAAUGAGAGCCAAGACAUCGGACUUCUUGAAGAUCCUGAACAGAGCCCGACCUGAGAAACAGAACACCGAAAAGAGAACCAUUACGUGA
Medioppia subpectinata is the source of this 980-nucleotide messenger RNA. The record is from the annotation of a GenBank genome assembly. Lineage: Eukaryota; Metazoa; Arthropoda; Arachnida; Sarcoptiformes; Oppiidae.